Nannospalax galili (Upper Galilee mountains blind mole rat) is the source of this 3405-nucleotide messenger RNA. RefSeq names its product RAB3 GTPase activating protein catalytic subunit 1 (gene Rab3gap1). NCBI's taxonomy places the organism in Eukaryota, Metazoa, Chordata, Mammalia, Rodentia, Spalacidae. The record is from RefSeq and is a predicted model, not a curated record. The transcript is spliced from 24 exons. Gene Ontology annotation, biological process: positive regulation of GTPase activity. Bases 6 to 2948 code for a protein of 980 amino acids. Gene Ontology annotation, molecular function: GTPase activator activity.
UCAAGAUGGCGGCAGAUAGUGAGCCCGAGUCCGAGGUGUUUGAGAUCACAGACUUCACCACUGCCUCGGAGUGGGAAAGGUUUAUUUCUAAAGUUGAAGAAGUCUUGAAUGACUGGAAACUGAUUGGAAACUCUCUGGGAAAACCACUUGAAAAGGGUAUAUUUACUUCUGGCACAUGGGAAGAGAAAUCAGAUGAAAUUUCUUUUGCUGACUUCAGGUUUUCAGUCACUCAUCAUUAUCUUAUACAAGAGUCUACUGAUAAAGAAGGAAAGGAUGAAGAAUCAGAGGAUGCUAUUCCACAAUCGAUGCAAGAUUUGCUAUGUAUGAAUAAUGACUUUCCUCCAAGAGCACAUUGCUUGGUAAGAUGGUAUGGCCUUCGUGAGUUUGUGGUGAUUGCUCCUGCUGCACACGGUGAUGCAGUUCUCAGUGAAUCUAAGUGCAACCUCCUUCUUAGUUCUGUUUCUAUUGCUUUGGGAAACACUGGCUGUCAGGUACCACUAUUUGUGCAAAUUCAUCACAAAUGGCGAAGAAUGUAUGUGGGAGAAUGUCAAGGUCCUGGUGUCCGGACUGACUUUGAAAUGGUUCAUCUUCGAAAAGUGCCAAAUCAGUACACUCAUUUGUCAGGCUUGCUGGACAUCUUCAAAUCAAAGAUUGGCUGCCCUUUAACUCCCUUGCCUCCAGUGAGCAUUGCUAUUCGGUUUACCUAUGUUCUUCAGGAUUGGCAGCAGUAUUUUUGGCCUCAGCAGCCUCCAGAUAUAGAUGCUCUUGUGGGAGGAGAAGUUGGAGGACUAGAGUUUGGCAAGUUGCCAUUUGGUGCCUGUGAAGAUCCUAUAAGUGAACUCCAUUUAGCAACAACAUGGCCUCAUCUGACGGAAGGGAUCAUUGUGGACAAUGAUGUUUAUUCUGAUUUGGAUCCUAUUCAAGCUCCCCAUUGGUCUGUUAGAGUUCGAAAAGCUGAUAAUCCCCAGUGUCUGCUAGGUGAUUUUGUCACUGAAUUUUUAAAAAUUUGCCGUCGAAAGGAAUCAACAGAUGAGAUUCUUGGACGAUCUACAUUUGAAGAAGAAGGAAGAGAAGUUGCCGAUAUAACUCAUGCUUUGUCAAAGCUGACAGAGCCAGCACCAGUUCCAAUUCAUAAAUUAUCAGUUUCAAAUAUGGUACACACUGCAAAGAAGAAAAUACGGAAACACAGAGGUGAAGAGUCACCACUGAAUAAUGAUGUCCUCAAUACCAUCCUCUUGUUCUUAUUCCCAGAUGCUGCUUCUGAGAAGCUGUUUGAUGGAACUACUUCAACAGACAAUAAUAAUCCCCCAUCAGAGGGUGAAGACUAUACUCUCUACAAUCAGUUCAAAUCUGCACCCUCCGACAGUUUAACAUACAAACUAGCCUUGUGUCUUUGUAUGAUCAAUUUCUACCAUGGAGGGCUGAAGGGAGUAGCACAUCUCUGGCAAGAAUUUGUUCUUGAAAUGCGCUUCAGAUGGGAAAACAACUUUCUGAUUCCAGGACUAGCAAGUGGACCACCAGAUUUAAGAUGUUGUUUACUACAUCAGAAACUACAGAUGUUAAAUUGUUGUAUUGAAAGAAAGCAAGCACGCGAUGAGGGGAAGAAACCAAGCCCCUCUGAUAAUGUAACUAACACCUAUCCUGGGAAUACUGGAAAAGCUGGGGGUCAGCUGGGCAUGGACCAUCUCAGAGACACAGAGAAGGAGAAGGGAGAGAUGGGGAAAUCCUGGGAUUCCUGGAGUGACAGUGAAGAAGAAUUCUUUGAAUGCCUUAGUGAUACUGAAGAACUUAAGGGAAAUGGGCAAGAGACUGGCAAGAAAGGAGGCCCUAAGGAGACAGCAAACUUAAAGCCAGAAGGACGCCUGCACCAACAUGGGAAGCUCACACUGCUACAUAAUGGAGAGCCUCUCUACAUUCCAGUCACCCAGGAGCCAGCACCUAUGACAGAAGAUCUGCUGGAAGAGCAGUCUGAGGUCUUAGCUAAAUUAGGAACAUCUGCUGAGGGGGCUCACCUCCGCGCACGCAUGCAGAGUGCCUGUCUGCUCUCCGAUAUGGAGUCUUUCAAGGCAGCUAAUCCAGGUUGUUUUCUGGAAGAUUUUGUGAGGUGGUACUCACCCAGGGACUACAUUGAAGAGGAAGUGACUGAUGAAAAGGGCAAUGUGAUUCUGAAGGGAGAGCUGAGUGCCCGCAUGAAGAUCCCCAGCAACAUGUGGGUGGAAGCCUGGGAAACAGCUAAACCAAUCCCAGCCAGACGCCAGAGGAGGCUAUUUGAUGAUACACGAGAAGCCGAAAAGGUGCUUCACUACCUGGCCAUGCAGAAGCCCGCAGACCUCGCUCGGCACCUGCUGCCUUGUGUGAUUCAUGCAGCUGUUCUCAAGGUAAAGGAGGAAGAAUGUCUGGAAAACAUUUCUUCCGUUAAGAAGAUUAUAAAGCAGAUCAUAGCCCAUUCCAGUAAAGUUCUACAUUUCCCCAAUCCUGAAGAUAAGAAAUUGGAAGAAAUCAUCCUUCAGAUUACUAAUGUAGAAGCUAUAAUAGCCAGAGCCCGAUCCCUAAAGGCCAAGUUUGGAACUGAGAAAUGUGAACAAGAAGAAAAGGAAGAUCUGGAAAGGUUUGUCAGCUGCCUGCUAGAGCAGCCUGAAGUGUCAGUCACUGGGGCAGGAAGAGGACACGCUGGCCGCAUCAUCCAUAAGCUGUUUGUGAACGCCCAGCGGGCUGCAGCGGUUGCUCUGCCAGAGGAGGACGUGAAGCGGCCUGGCUGCCCUGAGGAGAGAAGACAGAACUCAGUGUCGGACUUCCCACCUCCUGCAGGCCGGGAGCUCAUCCUGAGGGCCACUGUGCCACGGCCAGCGCCCUACUCCAAAGCCCUGCCACAGCGCAUGUACAGCGUGCUCACUAAGGAAGACUUCAGACUCGCGGGUGCCUUUUCCUCGGAUACCUCCUUCUUCUAGGCUGUGGGAGGGACAGAAGGAAUGAGGGAGCUCCUGCCAGGACGACUUAAGCACCACGAAGAGGGCCUUGCAGAGAAUAGCAGGAGUCACCAGCAUCCAAAGGCGUCUCCAGCACCACACUCACAGGUUUAAGGUGUUGAAAGACUUCUGCCUGGUGGAGCCUCUGUGUUGGGGACACCCCUGUGAUGGUCACCUGUAUGAACACUGGCAGUUUUAUUAGUAUCAUGUACCUGUUCACUCAGAUUCUGGGUAUUUUGCUGGUAGCUUCUAGUCCCAGAGUCUGUUUGUAAUUUUACUCAUGUGACAUGCUGUUUACUCAGUCAUCUGGUGAUCAGCUUUAUUAUGCUAAUUAACUUUGAUGAACAUUUGCAAUAUUCUAGGAGAAAGCCUAGAAUUUCAGUUUGUUUUUCCAGGUAAUCAAAUGUUUUUUGGGUUGUUUUUUUUUUUUUUUUUUUUU